Hansenula ciferrii is the source of this 1488-nucleotide messenger RNA. It is a transcript of the gene KHT12, whose product is annotated as Hexose transporter 2. Gene Ontology annotation, cellular component: membrane. Gene Ontology annotation, biological process: transmembrane transport; carbohydrate transport. Gene Ontology annotation, molecular function: carbohydrate:proton symporter activity. The record is from RefSeq and is a predicted model, not a curated record. NCBI's taxonomy places the organism in Eukaryota, Fungi, Ascomycota, Saccharomycetes, Phaffomycetales, Wickerhamomycetaceae. Bases 1 to 1488 code for a protein of 495 amino acids. The transcript has a single exon.
AUGAAAUUCUCAGCUCAUACAACAAAAUUAGCAAUCGCUGCAUCAUUUGGUAGUUUAACUUAUGGUUUCACCUCUGGGUUAGGAGGAUCCAUUCCUGGGUUACCUUCAUUUAUUGAAUAUUUUGGAUACUUGGAUAAUCCUGGUAUAGCAGAUGCUUUUAAUGGUCUUUAUGCUGGUGGUGGUAUUAUAGGUUGUAUUCUUGGUGGUAUUGUUUCUGGUAAAUGUGGUAGGAAAAAAGCUAUAUUCCUUGGUGGUCUGUUGGGGAUCAUUGGUGGUGCGUUAAUGACUGGUGCUGUUAAUUUGGUUAUGCUUUAUAUAAGUAGAUUUAUUGCUGGGAUUUCAAUUGGGAUGUGUGUUAUGCUUACACCUAUUUGGCAAACUGAAAUUGCACCUGCUCAAGGGAGAGGUUUUUUGGUUGGAUUACAUGGUGUUAUGAUUUUAACUGGGUAUUCAUUAAGUAUGUGGUCUGUUUAUGGUUUUUAUUGGCUUGAAAAGGGGUACAAUUGGAGAAUUCCCUUAAGUUUCCAAAUCAUUUGGCCUUUAUGUUUAUCAAUUAUUAUUUGGAAAUUACCAGAAUCUCCAAGAUGGUUAUUAGAAAAUAAUAAAUUGGCAGAAACAAGAAAAGUUUUAGAAAUUAUUGAUCCUAAUACUACAGAUGAAUCAUUUCAAAUUAUUUUAGAUCAAUUUGCUAAAGAAUCUCAAUUAUCAACUUGGAAAUCGUUAAUAACUCAUAAACCAAAUAGAAAAAGAUUAAUAGUUGGAUUUCUUAUCAUGUUUAGUGCUCAAUCAACAGGUGAUUUAACAGUUACAAAUUAUGGUCCAACAUUAUAUAGAAACUUGGGAUUUUCACCAUCAAAACAAAUCAUGUUAAGUGCAUGUUAUAUUUCCACUGCAGUGUUAUAUAAUUUCAUUGCAAGUUUAAUCAUGGAUAAAUUAGGUCGUAAAAAAAUGAUGUUUAUUGGAUUAACAGGUUGUUGUGUUUGCUUAAUUGGACUUGCUAUUGUUUUAGCUUUAUUUUCAGAAUCUAAAAAUAUGGCUGGUAAUAGAAGUGCUGUGUUUUUAUUAUAUUUCAGAUUGACUUUCUAUGGAACUUUCCUUGAUGCAACAACUUAUGUUUAUGCUACAGAGAUUUGGCCAACUCAUUUAAGAGGGAUUGGUAGUAGUUUAUCAUUUUUAGGAAUGUUUAUAAGUAUGCUUGCAUAUAUUACACCAGUUACUACUGCAUUAGAGAAUAUUAAAUGGAAAUUUUAUGUUAUAUUUAUUUGUUUAACUGCUGUUAAUUCAGUAAUUGUUUUUUGGUAUUUCCCAGAGACUAAGAAUUUAACAUUAGAAGAGAUUGGUGCAUUAUUUGGUGAUUAUGAUGAAGAUUCAGUUAUAGGAGAUGAUAAGGAUAUUGAAGGUAUUGAAUUAAAUGAUUCAUCAGAUUCUCAACAUGAUGUCAAACAAAUUCAUGAAUCAAUUUUAGAUAAAAAAAUUGGAGAUGUUUAA